AUGGAAAAAAAAAAAAAUUUAGAACAAGAUUGUAUUUUUAGAAUAGUUAUUAUUGGAUAUGACUAUGAGUGUGGUAUAAAAUCGUUAUUAAAAAAGUUUACUUUGGGAGAGUUUUCACCAUUUCCUGAAAGUCAGGUUGGUGUAGACUUUGAUAUUAAAACUAUAAAUGUUGAUAAUCAAGAUAUUAAACUUCAAAUUUGGCCCCAAAAUAAAUAUUUUAAUGACACUUCAGAUAAAAGAGAUUUCCUUUACAAGGGAGCCCAUGGAUAUUUAUUAGUGUAUGGAUGUCAUAGCCAAAAAAGUUUUGAUAAUCUAUUAAAUGAUUGGAUGGUUCAAAUUGAUAAAUUUUCAAAUGAAUUCUCUAAAAGGAAUUUAGUUUUGGUUUGUAAUAAUUCUGAAACUCCUGAAACAUACAUGACCAAACCAAAUUACCUUGUUGAUUCCAAUAUUACCAAACAAUGGGCAAAUUCAAAAAAUAUUCCUUUUUUUGAAAUUAACCCAAAAGAGAACUUUAAUGUUGAUGAACCUUUUAUACAACUUGCAAGGCUAAUUAAAAACCAAAAUUUUAUUAAUUCUACCAAAUAG
Dictyostelium discoideum AX4 is the source of this 585-nucleotide messenger RNA. It is a transcript of the gene rabU, whose product is annotated as Rab GTPase. The record is from RefSeq and is a predicted model, not a curated record. Gene Ontology annotation, molecular function: GTPase activity; GTP binding. NCBI's taxonomy places the organism in Eukaryota, Evosea, Eumycetozoa, Dictyosteliales, Dictyosteliaceae. The transcript has a single exon. The coding region runs from base 1 to 585 and encodes 194 amino acids.